This is a messenger RNA of Tribolium castaneum (red flour beetle), 575 nucleotides long. RefSeq names its product trans-1,2-dihydrobenzene-1,2-diol dehydrogenase. Bases 35 to 505 code for a protein of 156 amino acids. The record is from RefSeq and is a predicted model, not a curated record. The transcript is spliced from 2 exons. Lineage: Eukaryota; Metazoa; Arthropoda; Insecta; Coleoptera; Tenebrionidae.
UCUCUCAUUGUCAAAAAAAUCAAGAGCUGUGGAAAUGGGAGGAGGUGCCAUCUUGGAUUUGGGAGUCUACAUGUUGCAAUUCCAACAGUACGUUUUCCGGGGACUCCGUCCAAUCAAUAUUGCAGUCAAUAGCCAUUUAAAUGACCAAAAAACCGACGAAAGUGCCGGUGCUAUUAUCACUUAUCCUGAUGGCAAAAUGGCAGUGGUUAGCACUUCGGCCAGAGUAUCGCUACCAAAUGAAGGCACUGUUGUUGGCACCAAAGGCACAAUCAGAAUGCCCGAUUUUUGGUGUCCCACUCAACUUAUUACGCCCGAAAAAACGGUUGCUUUUUUCCAUAAGAACAGUGCCGGGUUAGCUUACCAAGCUGAAGAAGCGCGACAGUGUAUCAAAGCUGGUAAAACAGAAUGUCCCCACAUGCCACACCAGGAGUCAAUUGAACUAGCCCAGCUGAUGGAUUUAUUGAGGAAAGAAGUUGGGGUUGUUUUUCCGCAAGAUUUUGAAUAAUCACCAAAUUUCGAGAAAAUUUGUAUGUAAUGUAAUAUGAUUCGGAGAAUAAUAAAGAACUUUGAAAGAG